Brugia malayi is the source of this 750-nucleotide messenger RNA. RefSeq lists its product as uncharacterized. The record is from RefSeq and is a predicted model, not a curated record. The transcript has 8 exons. NCBI's taxonomy places the organism in Eukaryota, Metazoa, Nematoda, Chromadorea, Rhabditida, Onchocercidae. The coding region runs from base 1 to 750 and encodes 249 amino acids.
AUGUUUAAUGGAUUGGAAGAUCAGUUUAAGAAGUCUGGAUCUCGUUAUCAAUUUAAUAUUGAUCGCAUUGCGGAGAAAUACUGUAAUGCAUCAAACAGUCGUGAAAUGGCGGUUGAAGCGCUGCAGAGAGAUUUCGGAGAUGCAUGUAUUUCAUCACCGGUUGUAGAAUUGAAGAAUAAAAAUAACAGAACAGUUUGUGAAAGUCUUAAUGAGGAUUUUGAGAUGGAAUAUGGGAAACGCAUGUGUUUGGGUGAUGAUGUAAAUACGAGACGAAGUGUCCCUGUGGGUAGGAGAAAAUCCGAUAUGGAGAGGGGAGGAAAAUUUGCUGCUAUUGAAGAAUAUCUUUCAAACGUUUCAAAGCGUUCUACAAUUGCCAAUAUGGUGACGGACUCCGUGGAAGAACAGCCGUAUUACUCACAAACUAAAAGUCUAAGAGAAGAUGGGCUCAUCAAUAAUGGCUUUAUUGAUGUGAUUACAUCACCUGUAAAAGAAGGUGCAGUUGAAAUCCGUAUGAAUAACGAAUUGACAAUGCCAACAUUGGAAAAUAACGUACCUUCUCUACCAUCUUCAUCUAACCGAUUUACUAUUGCAGAGAACGAAACAUUCUUGAAUGCAUGGUUUCGUAAUGCGGAAAGUCACAAGAUCAGUACUAACUUCACUGAAGAUCACAAUUUACGCCAACGUGCAAUGUUGAACGCUCAGCGCAAUGCAUACUUUAAUCACGAUUAUAUGAAUAUGACAGAUCAGUGA